UGAAUCAACAAGCAAGGCCUUCACAACUGGUGCUCCAACCUCCACCAGUACUACUCUAAUUACCAUUGCUGCUCCAAUCAGCACAGCUCUAAUGAUCAAGAGCACCACCGCAGCCGCUCCAACAAGAACCACAGCUGCUUCAAACAGCGCCUCCACCAGCACCGCUCUAACAAGCACCACAGCCACUCCCACCACCACUACCAGUCCAAACAGCGCCGUUACGACAACUACGAGCACUCCUCCAUCUGCCAGCUCCGCUUCAACCACCACCACUGCUGCUCCAACCAGCGCCUCCACCAGCACUGUUCCAACCGCCACAGGCGCAUUAACAACAAAGGCCUUCAGUGCUGCUUCUCCAACCACCACAGCUGCUUCAACCACCACCAGUGCCACUCCAAACAGCGCCUCCACCAGCAUUGUUCCAACCACCACAGCUGCAUCAACCAUCACCAGUGCCGCUCACUCCUGUGCCACUACAUCUACUAGCGCUGUACCUACCACCACUAGUGCAUCAACAACCAUGGCCUCCGGCUGUGCCCCUCCAGCCACAACUGCUUCUCCAACCACCAGCAGUGCGGCUCCAAAAACCAUUACCGCUCCAACGAUCAAGAGCACUGCUCCCACCACCACUACUACUACAAACAGCGCUGUUCCUCCAACUAUAAUCAUUCCUCCAACCACCAGUUCCGCUCCAACAACCACCACAGCUGCUUCAACCAGUGCCUCCUCCAGCACUGUUCCAACCACCACAGGCGCAUCCACAAUCAAGGCCUUCACAAUUGCUGCUCAAUACAACACAGCCACUCCCACCAUAUCUACCACUCAAAAUAGCGCCGUUCCAAUAACUACGAGCACUCCUACAAUCACCAGCUUGGCCUUAACAACCACCACAGCUACACCAAAAAGCGUCUCCACUGCUCCAACUUUUUCAAACAGCCCCUUUCCUUCCACCACAGCUGCUUCAACCACCACCAGUGCCACUCCAAACAGCGCCUCCACCAGCGCUGUUCCAACCACCACAGCCGCUUCAACAACAACCACAGCUUCUUCACACAGUGCCUCCACCAGCGCCACUCUAAGAAGCACCACAACCACUACCACUCCAAACAGCGCCGUUCCGACAACUACGAGCACUCCUCCAAUCACCACAGCUGCUUCAAACAGCGCCUCCACCAGCCUCCACCUGCACUGUUCCAACCACCACAGGCCUCCUCCAACUACAAGAACUCCUCCAACCACCAGUUCAACUCCAGCAACUACCACAGCUGCUACAGAAAGCGCCUCCACGAGCGCCGCUCUGCCAAGCACCACAGCCACUCCCACCACAUCUACCACUCCAAAUAGUGCCAUUCCGACAACUACGAGCACUGCUCAAAUCACCAGCUCCACUUCAACAACCACCACAGCUGCUCCAAACAGCGUCUCCACUGCUCCAACUUUGUCAACCAGCCCCUCUCCAACCAGUACAGCUACUUCAAGCAACGCCUCCACCACUGCUGCUCCAACCACCAAAGCUGCUUCAACAACAACCACAGCUACUUCACACAGCGCCUCCACUAGCGCUGCUCUAGCAAACACCACUACCACCACUCCAAACAGCGCCAUUCCGACAACUACGAGCACUCCUCCAACUACCAGCUACGUUCCAACAACCACCACAGUUGCUUCAAGAAGCGCUUCCACCAACACAGCUGCUCCAAGCAGUGCCUCCAACACUGACGCUCCAACCACCACAGCUGCUUCAAACACCACCAAUGCCGCUCCAACCAUCGCCUCCACCAGCACUGUUCUAACCGCCACAGGCGCAUCAACAACCAAGACCUACACCACUGCUUCUCCAACCGCCACAGGUGCUUUAACCACCACCAGUGCCGCUCCAAUCAGCGCAGCUCCAACGAUCAAGAGCACUGCUCCAACCACCACGGCUGCUUCAAACAGCGCCUUAACCAGCGCCGCUCUAACAAGCACCACAACCACUCCAAACAGCACCAUUCCGACAACUACGAGCACCCAUCCAUCCACCACCUCCGCUUCAACAACCACCAAAGCUGCUCCAAAAAGUGCCUCCACCAGCGCUGCUCCAACUUCCACAGCUGAUUCAACCACCACCAGUGCUGUUCCAACUUUAUUAACCAGCACAGCCGCUCCAACCAGCGCCUCCACCAGCACUGUUCCAACCACCGCAGGUGAAUCAACAAGCAAGGCCUUCACCACUGCUGCUCCAAACACCACAACUGCUUCAACCACUACCACAGCUGCUUCAGACAGCGCUUCGACCAGCGCCGAUCUAACAAGCACCACAACCACUACCACUCCAAACAGCGCCGUUCCGAGAACUACGAGCACUGCUCCAAUCACCAACUCCACUCCAACAACCACCACAGCUGCUCCAAAAAGCAUCUCCACUGCUCCAACUUUGUCAACCAGCCCCUCCCCAACCAGCACAGCUGCUCCAAGCAGCGCCUCCAACACUGAUGCUCCAACCACCACAGCUGCUUCAAACACCACCAAUGCCGCUCCAAGCAGCGCCUCCACCAGCACUGUUCUAACUGCCACAGAUGCAUCAACAAAGGCCUUCACCACUGCUUCUUCAACCACCACAGGUGCUUUAACCACCACCAGUGCCGCUCCAAUCAGCGCAGCUCCAACGAUCAAGAGCACUGCUCCAACCACCACAGCCGCUUCAACAACAACCACAGCUGCUUCACACAGCGCCCUCACCAGCGCCGCUCUAAUAAGCACUGCAGCCACUCCCACCACCACUACCAGUCCAAACAGCGCC
This is a messenger RNA of Micropterus dolomieu (smallmouth bass), 2782 nucleotides long. RefSeq names its product mucin-5AC-like. The record is from RefSeq and is a predicted model, not a curated record. The annotation marks the transcript as partial. The transcript has a single exon. Lineage: Eukaryota; Metazoa; Chordata; Actinopteri; Centrarchiformes; Centrarchidae.